UGGCCAUGGCUGGUUGACAAAGUAUGUUUUCCUGUGGUUUCAAAAUCCUGGACCAAGAAUUAAAGAUGAUUCCCAUGAAGGCAGUCCAGACUAUUAUAGUACCGCUUUCUUGUUUACCCAACAUGCAGUAGAUUGAGCUAUUAUUGGACAGUUUGCUAAUCAAGACCAAAUAUCGGUUCGCAUGGAAAAAUUUCCAUUCCCAAACUAUUUUAAGGCUCCCCUCAGUUCAUAUAUUCAAUUUAUAAUCCCAGUCGUCAUAGAAAUUGCUUUUUUUUAUACUGCACUUGUGACUGUGCAUAAUAUUGUAUAUGAGAAGGAACAACAGCUAAAGGAAACUUUAAAAAUCAUCGGCGUCAAUAAUUGGCUUCAUUGGGUGGCGUGGUUUAUUCAAAGUUUUCUUAUUUGUCUCGUUGCAGUUGUCAUAAUGACGCUUCUUUUCACGAUAAAAUUUAACAGUGAUGGGAGUGUUAUCGACAAAACAGCACCCACAAUAUUUUUCAUCUAUCUUUUGCUUUAUAUUACCUCUGGUAUUAUGUUUUGUUUCUUCGUAAGCGUUUUUUUCUCCAAAGCGAGCUCCGCUGCCAAAGUUGUUGGUGUAAUUUUGAGUAUUUCCUUCUUAUUAUUCUUCUUCAUAAUGCAAUACUACGACAAAAUGACGUUCACUCUCAAAGCAUUUGCAUGCCUCAUACCAAAUCUUGGCAUGACUCUUGGAGCGAUUGUCAUCGGCAAGUUUGAAGGAUCCGGUAGCGGCGUUCAAUGGGAUAACCUUUUUCAUGGUGUUGAUGUGGACGACACGUUCUCCCUCGGGACUGUGUUCAUCAUGAUGAUUAUUAGUUGUGCCAUAUAUGGUAUGCUUACAUGGUAUAUUGAAAAUGUGUUCCCAGGACAGUAUGGUACUUCAAAACCUUUUCACUUCCCAUUCACCAAAAGCUACUGGUGUGGAAGCUUUGAAAAGGUAUCAAACGAUGAUGAAACCUUGCCAUUAUUAAGAAAUGCGGAAAAUUUCGAAACAUCGAAGAAGUUCGAAAGGGCUCCUCAAGGUCUGGAUGUGGGAUUGACAUCAAAAUUUAGUGAAGAUCUAUGA
Xenia sp. Carnegie-2017 is the source of this 1084-nucleotide messenger RNA. Its product is annotated as phospholipid-transporting ATPase ABCA3-like. Gene Ontology annotation, molecular function: ABC-type transporter activity; lipid carrier activity. Lineage: Eukaryota; Metazoa; Cnidaria; Anthozoa; Malacalcyonacea; Xeniidae. Gene Ontology annotation, biological process: transmembrane transport; lipid transport. Gene Ontology annotation, cellular component: intracellular membrane-bounded organelle; membrane. Bases 182 to 1084 code for a protein of 300 amino acids. The record is from RefSeq and is a predicted model, not a curated record. The transcript is spliced from 4 exons.